Molecule: messenger RNA, 1852 nt
Organism: Thrips palmi
Lineage: Eukaryota; Metazoa; Arthropoda; Insecta; Thysanoptera; Thripidae
Gene: wkd
Product: TBC1 domain family member whacked
Exons: 8
Coding region: 51-1187 (378 amino acids)
Source: RefSeq, a predicted model, not a curated record
GCCCCAGAUUCACUGGCCUGUGGCCUGUCGUCGCAUUUUCCUCUGACACAAUGGCCACAUCAGUUUCUGAAGGUCGUGGUGUUCAUGAGACCCAGGAGGGAAGUGACGGAGGAGGUGCAGAGGAAGAUGAGGGAUCCAUCACUGGUUCCGAAGUGAGCAGCGUUGUAAACAACGGUUCUGUCAUAUCAACUGUCCCAGACCGGCAUGGCUUUCUUGGCGGGGCACAGUAUUGCCCAGAAGAGAAGCAGCUGGUGUCCCCGGUGGUCGUCCUGCGGCGCGAGCGGAAGUGGUUGGCCAUGAUUGGCAGCUGGGAGAAGUACAUGGACAAGAACUACAAAAAGGUCCGCGAGCGGUGCCGCAAGGGCAUCCCGGCGUCCGUGCGCCCCCGCGCCUGGCUGUACCUGUGCAGCGGCCACCACCUCAUGAAGCAGCACCGAGGCCUGUACGCGCAGCUCGCGCGCCAGGAGGGCGACCCGCGGUGGGUCGACGACAUCAGGAAGGACCUCCACCGCCAGUUCCCCUACCACGAGAUGUUCGCCCAGCAGGAGGGCCACGGGCAGCAGGAUCUUCUGGAAGUGCUGAAGUCGUUCUCGAUUCUGAACCCUGAAGUGGGCUACUGCCAAGCGCAAGCUCCCAUCGCCGCCUUCCUCCUGAUGCACAUGCCCGCCGAAGAGGCUUUCUGGUGUCUAGUCUCGAUCUGCGACAAGUACCUGUCUGGCUACUACAGCCAAGGAAUGGAAGCGUUACAAAUAGAUGGAGAUGUGCUUUUCGGCCUCCUUAAGAAGGUUUCUCCUGCAGUGUACAAACAUUUGAAAAAGCAAAAGAUUGAACCUAUUUUGUACAUGACAGAAUGGUUCCUCUGUGUUUUCACAAGAACUCUCCCCUGGCCUACAUUGCUUCGGAUCUGGGACAUGUUCUUAUGUGAAGGAAUCAAAGUCAUCUUUAAGGUAGCUUUAAUUGUUCUUAAGUACAGUCUUGGUCAAUCAGGAGUGCUGAAAAAGUGCCCCACAAUGUACGAAACCUUAGAAGUACUUCGUAGCCCACCAGAGCGCUACAUGGAAGAACUUUUCGUAGUCACUCAGAUUCAAAGAUUGAGUCUGACGGAAGAGGACUUCGAGUAUGAGCAUGAACGCCAAGUAGUGAAGAGGUCCAAGGAGAAAGACAAGGCACGGCGGAAGGACCGAUAGUACUUUAAUUACCAAGCCCUUACUUUUAAUGUGAUGAGCUUAAUUAAUUUGCUUUCAUUUUUCUCAUCCGUUGAGAACAAAUAGUUGUAAUAGUUGUUAGCCUGUUAACAACUAUCUUUGCGGUCAAAGCAACAACAUUUUUAUGUUUCUCUCUUUGAAGUCUAGAUGAUACUAGCUACAUUCAAAGUUUCUCACAAGAUUCAUUGCCAGAUUUUUUUAAAUCAUUUCAUUUCAUUUUUAAAUGAGCUGUAAACAAUAACAACAUGUGACCUUGUCACAUUGGUCCUUAUAAGUCUGUUCAACAUUUUGUCAACUCUUUUUUUCCGUCACAUGAGGAUGCGAACUUGAGUGCAUCUGUGUAUUUGUGGUGUGUGCCUUGUAAUGGUUUGAAAACCUGAUAGAUUUUAUCAUACUUGUGCAGCAAAUUUCUUUUCAUAUUAGACUUACAACUAUUUUUUAAAAUUUAAUGUGAUUAGUAGAGCAAGUAUUUUUGGAACGUUUUGUAAGUGGAUCAACCCUUGUUGUUGGAUAUUGAAUGUCUAUGUGGAAAACUUAACAUAGCCCUCUUUUCUUGUGCUCUGCUUUCCUUUCACUUUUAAGUUCAAUUAUUGAAAUUGUUGUACAAGUUGUUUUGUUUUCUUUCUCUCUUUUGUUUGUUGUUACUA